AAAUUGGUUUAACCUGAUAUUGUGCUCUUUUGCGACACUGUCGUUUGGAUGAACGAAUAAUGCUCGUCGAUAUCAACGACAUCGUUUUGAUGUGUUUUGUUGGGGCGUUUUGGGGGUUGGACUUGUCUGAAAAAACCAGAGUGAAGCCAUGAAAGGGCGAGAAGAUGAGGAGGAGAGAGCUCUUACGAAGGUUUUUCUAACAUCGCUGUCGGCAAUGGUGGCCGAGACAACGACGUUUCCUAUAGACAUAACAAAGACGAGGCUCCAGCUGCACGGCGAGUCUCUCUCCUCAUCUCGUUCCGCCUCCGCCUUGGGCGUCGCCGGCGAGAUUCUUCGGCGCGAAGGCCUUGUGGGGCUGUACAAGGGCUUGUCUCCGGCAAUCGUUCGACACAUGUUCUAUACCCCCAUUCGAAUCGUCUUUUACGAGCACUUGCGCAACACUUUCGUCGUCUCCACUGACCCUUCACUUUCUCUCUCUACCAAGGCUUUAAUCGGCGGCUUUUCCGGUGUCAUUGCUCAGGUAGUCGCAAGCCCUGCUGAUCUUGUUAAGGUGAGGAUGCAAGCAGAUGGUCGUAUGGUGAGCCAAGGUUUCCAACCCAGGUACUCGGGUCCUUUUGAUGCUUUUAAUAAGAUCUUACGAAAAGAAGGCUUUGGAGGACUUUGGAAAGGGGUCUUUCCUAAUGUCCAAAGAGCGUUUUUAGUGAACAUGGGAGAAUUAGCUAGCUAUGAUCAUGCAAAACAUUUUAUUAUUCAAAAUCAACUAGCCGGUGACAACAUUUAUGCCCACACAUUGGCCUCAGUCAUGUCGGGUCUUUCGGCAACUACUUUGAGUUGUCCAGCUGAUGUAGUUAAGACAAGAAUGAUGAAUCAGACGGCGAGUGAGGAAGGCAAGGUUAAAUAUAGAAACUCUUAUGACUGUCUUGUGAAGACAGUCAGAGUUGAAGGAUUGAGAGCACUUUGGAAGGGGUUCUUUCCUACAUGGGCAAGGCUUGGGCCUUGGCAAUUUGUGUUCUGGGUUUCUUAUGAAAAAUUCCGACAAAUUUCUGGGCUUUCUUCUUUCUGAUGAAUUAUUUGAUCCAUGCAAAAUUUGAAUGUCUUUUUAUAAAUUAUCUUAUGUGCGUGCA
This is a messenger RNA of Camellia sinensis, 1124 nucleotides long. RefSeq names its product Mitochondrial substrate carrier family protein (gene UCP3). The record is from RefSeq and is a predicted model, not a curated record. Lineage: Eukaryota; Viridiplantae; Streptophyta; Magnoliopsida; Ericales; Theaceae. Gene Ontology annotation, biological process: transmembrane transport.